AUGGCCCAGACGGUCAGUGAGGCCGUGGCGGCAGUGCUUCCAGCGUCGCCUUACGUCGGCCCGUCUCCGUUUGACGACCUGGGGACAGGCCUCACUCCGCCAUCGGCGGGGCCUGCUGCGUCGCUGUGGGAUGACUCGAUGGAGGUUCUUGCUCCGCCUGCUGUCGAAGGUGAAGAGACUCGCAAUGGCUCUGCUGCCGGCUGGUCCGAUGCGGAUGGCGAUGAUGAUGACAGUGAUGGGACGCGUGGCGCACCACCCGCGCCUCGCCCGCGCCACUCCAAGGGCCUGCAUGACCACGUCCGCGCCGAGCUCGAUACCAUGCGCACCGCGCUCGAGGCCUCGCUCCGCGCUGCGCUGGAAAAUGAGUACGCUGGGAAGCUGGCGCUUGCUGAGACGCGCGCCCACAACGCCGAGCUGGAGUACGCCCGCCAGCUUGCCGAGGCCGAAGAGGCCUUUGAGAGCCAGGUCGCCCGCGAGCUCGAUCGCGUUCGCGCCGAUGCAGCAGCCGAGCUCGCCGACGCUCGCGCCCAUCUCGAGAGUGACAUGCACAAGCAGGUUCAGGCCCAAGUGAUGGCUUUGCAGGAGCAGGCCAACGCCAAGUGCGCAGCGGUUGCGUCCGAAGCCCACGCCCAAGCCCAGGCUGCAUACACGGCCCAGCUCGAUGCCGUCCGCAACGAGGUUCGCCAGGAGCUCCGCUCCGAUGUCGAGCGCAAGAUGCGUGCCGCCCUCCUUGCUAAGAUGAAGACGGCCAUUGCCGCCGAGCUACGUGAGGAGCUCGCGCCGACCAUCCGUCGAGAGCUCCGCGCCGAGCUGGCUGUCGAGCUCGAGCGCGAAAUCCGUGCCGAGUUUGCCGAGCGUGAGCAAGCUGUCUUGGCCGAACGGCACCGUUCCGCGCUUGAGGCCGAGUUCCGCGAUCGCCUCGACGCUGCUGUUGCCAAGGAAGUUUCCGACGCCAAGUCUCACCUCGAGGCUCAGGCCGAGCUGAAAGUCAAGCUCCAGGUCGAGGAGCAGCUGCAGGUGGAAAAAUCCAAGCUUGUCUCUCACUUUAAGGCUCAUCAAGUCCGAGAGGCUCGCGAGUCGGUCGCCAAAGAGCGUGCCACCAUCAAGACUGCUCACGCCGAGCUUGCGCGCCUCAAGUCGAGUUUCAACGCCUACCGCCGCAAAAAGACUCGCGAGCUCGAAUCGCGUGAGUCCAAGGUCCGUGAGCUUGAGCGAACCAUUGCCAACCAGCGCGCUACUCUUGAGCAGCGCAUUCGAGACGCCCGCACAGAGUGGGCGUGGAAGGAGAAGCAUCUCCGCGAGCGGACCAAGGCGCUUGAUGCCCGCGAAAUCCGCAGUCUCUCAAACUCCUCCCCGAACCAGCGGCUGCAAGCACGCCAGGGCUUGUCCGCAACCGACGCCUCGACCUCGAUCCUCGACGAGUCGUUUGACCCAAAGGCUGUGGCCUCCAUGCUCAUUCUCCGCGCCCGGGCUCAGUACCGCCCCGGUCCCGAGAGCAGCCCGCCCCGCUCGCCUGUCUUCACCUCGACCUUUGGCGGACGGAGCGAGCGCCUCGCCUCGCCUGCUCGGUCGACGACGGCGCUCGGUCCCAUCUCACGCUCGCGCGUGCCGCCAGCCGCAUCCGCAGCGAGCUCCAAGGCAUUGGCACGAUGGCAGGAGGAGAAGCAAGCCGAGCAGCUGUUUGCCAACCUGCCGCCGCUGUCGAUCUCCGGCGUGAACGACGACGUCAUCCGCGAGCUGUACGCGCUGUGGGACCAGACGUAUGCUUCGUACCUACGCCGAGUCGCCAUGGUCUCGUCGGGCGCCGCCCUUGGUCCGGCCGGCAUCACCAAUGAGGUGGGCCGGCUGCAAGAGCUCUAUCCUGCCGUGGCGUCUGUUCUUGCCCUCGCCCGGCACUGGGAGCGGGCGGUUGUUGCCGGCCAUGUCGGCACGGCCGCCGGACUGCGGUCGGACCUGGAAAGCGCCGUCGAUGCGUGGGAAGCUCAGCACGACGGCAAUGUGCUCCUUGUCCGCGGCUUUGAUGUCCGCGACUGGAUGGCGCUGGUGGAUGGCGGAGACUAG
Thecamonas trahens ATCC 50062 is the source of this 2061-nucleotide messenger RNA. RefSeq lists its product as uncharacterized. The record is from RefSeq and is a predicted model, not a curated record. The coding region runs from base 1 to 2061 and encodes 686 amino acids. NCBI's taxonomy places the organism in Eukaryota, Apusomonadida, Apusomonadidae. The transcript is spliced from 2 exons.